Molecule: messenger RNA, 1137 nt
Organism: Mycena indigotica
Lineage: Eukaryota; Fungi; Basidiomycota; Agaricomycetes; Agaricales; Mycenaceae
Product: GATA zinc finger domain-containing protein
Exons: 3
Coding region: 1-1137 (378 amino acids)
Biological process (GO): positive regulation of transcription by RNA polymerase II; negative regulation of transcription by RNA polymerase II
Molecular function (GO): DNA-binding transcription factor activity, RNA polymerase II-specific; zinc ion binding; RNA polymerase II cis-regulatory region sequence-specific DNA binding
Source: RefSeq, a predicted model, not a curated record
AUGCUGCAAGCGCCGAACAACGAGCUAUCCUUGCCUCCCCUCCCACUCUCGCUACCUGUCGUUGUGAAGAGAGAAGAAGACGACCGAUUGGGUGCCGAACAAAACUUGUCUUCGAUUUCAAUGCCGCCACCGCCAGCCCCGACCCUGUUCGCGCCACGGGAGGAGAUGCCGCCGUCAUUGCCCUCGAUGCCCAUCCUGAGAGGCUACUGGAAUGACUCGCAUGAGCGGUCACCGUACGGUAGAAUGGACGGGAUGCCCGCUUCUCCCGUGGCGGGCCUUGUUGGGUUACCGAACGGCCACGGCAACGGGCGGUAUUCUCCUCCCAGUGGCCACCAUCGCGCUCCCAUUGGCAACCCCAGACCCCAUUCAAACUCGGCAGCUGCCACCUCCUCCCCAAACGUUGAUUUUUCUGGUCUUCUUACGAUGCACGACCUGACGUCAGCCUCGGGCACUACUCCCGCUCAUGGGAAUCCCUCAUCGUCGUCUGCCGGCCGGCAUUUCCGCCCUUCAGACGAUUGGCUCACGAAUGGUGGCCCCCACGGGUCGCAUGGCUGGCCGGGACCAAACCCUAGUUUAUACGAUGACAAGUGGUCGCGUUAUGAACGCUCUUCUUCUUCGACGACAACGCCCUCCGAUUCUGCCUCGCCAUCCUCCUACUUCAUGUCGCCUAUGAAUGGAACUCCGACCCUGCCCCCAAUGAUCAUGCCCCCUCAUCCAAAUCCUCCUGCUCCCCGUCGCCAGAGCCAGAAUGGCCAGACAAAAAAAGAGUGUUUCCAUUGUCACGCGACCUCGACUCCCCUCUGGCGACGAGAGCCACAAACUCAGCGACCGCUAUGUAAUGCGUGUGGUCUCUACCUCCAGCAACGAAACAAGCUUCGCCCUCAAGAACUUAUUGACGCUGACAGAGACGACUAUGAAGAUAAUCCCGUUAACCGCAUCCCAGAUGAGGAAUAUACGGGGCCCAAAUGCAGUCAUUGUGGCACUAGACAGACGAGUGUUUGGAGGCGGAGUAAAACAGGACAGCAGGUUUGCAAUGCCUGUGGAGUGUACCAACGUCUCAAGGGCAAGGAGCGGCCGCUUAGCCUGCGGAGGAACAAGGUCCGGCCGAGAACCAAGCACACUACGCCUAGUUCAUGA